Messenger RNA from Aspergillus caelatus, 2172 nucleotides. RefSeq lists its product as uncharacterized. Gene Ontology annotation, cellular component: nucleus. Gene Ontology annotation, biological process: regulation of DNA-templated transcription; DNA-templated transcription. The transcript is spliced from 3 exons. NCBI's taxonomy places the organism in Eukaryota, Fungi, Ascomycota, Eurotiomycetes, Eurotiales, Aspergillaceae. The record is from RefSeq and is a predicted model, not a curated record. Bases 1 to 2172 code for a protein of 723 amino acids. Gene Ontology annotation, molecular function: DNA-binding transcription factor activity, RNA polymerase II-specific; zinc ion binding; transcription cis-regulatory region binding.
AUGGCACCAUCAACUGCUACGCCGACUGACUUGCACCGUGCUUCUGCUGCCUGCCUUGCAUGCCGGAAAGCGAAAGUGCGUUGCCUAAUCUCACAACGCCGAGACCGAUGUGAUCGAUGUAUCGCGAACGACUCCGAGUGUGUUUUUGCUCAAACGAAGAGGGCUAGAGUGAGAACCCAGCCGUAUCCUCAGCGUAGAAGACCUGAGCCUAGGGCUAGCGAAGAUAAUAAUCGACAGUCCGUGGAGGAACUAUCGCAACAGCAACAACCAGUGAUCACCAAUGCAAUCCGCGCAAGGGUCGUCGCGGCAUUGGCCACUCUCAAGGGAAAGAGAGGCGCACCGUUCAGCUUUGUCACGUCGGGAGACAGCCCCACAUUCAGUGUUCAACCCGGUGCGAAUGAUGGUCCCGCGCGUGAUUCUCAACCAGAAUCUUUGGAGCAUUCGCAAAUGACACCAUAUUCGCUCAAACUUUCAUGGCUCCUCCGUCCGUUAGACAUUGAUGCUCACCGGGAUAUGAAUGAUGAUGACCGUCGGCCCACUGGCGUGGUCAAAAUGCCCACCUACCUUUCGUCCAUGACGCUGGGUCAGACCAUUAAGGACCCAGUUGAAGGAGGCAUAAUCAGCUCAUUGGCAUCAAAAGCGCUGUUCGAAUUCUUCAUGAUACACAUGAAUGCCAAAUGGGAGUAUAUCCUUGAUCCCAAAAUCGACACUCAUGACGAUGUCCAACGGCGCAGCUCCUUGCUGUUUGCUGCGAUCCUCUUUUGCGCAUCCAAGUUCGCCAAUUAUAUUGAUGGAUGUAUAGUCUCGGCGUCAGACCCUUUCAUACAGAGCCGGCUUUGUAGUCUAGCUCGAAACCUGGUGAUCAGAACCCUGGCGGAGGGCGACAGGUCCAUCGAGACAAUGCAGGCACUUUACUUGCUGGUUUGCUGGAAGGAUGCGGAGGAUGACGUCUCGUACCUUCACAGCGGCUACGCCUUUCGCAUUAUGCAUGAUUUAGACGUGGAGCAAAGUGAUGGUGAUGGGCGGCAGGUAGCGAGACGCCGGAGAACAUGGCUCGCAUUAUACCGGCAGGACAGACAACAAAGCCUGUUUUUCAUGCGAAAGCCAUCAAUCAGUCAGAAGGAUGAAGAUAUCUCUUUACUUGGUGAUAUGAAUACCUGGCUCAAAAUGCAAUAUGCAUUGCCAUCGGACUUCGUUGCCUGCUGCAGCGCUGAUUUGCGGCGUAUGCAGUCAAAGUUACGCGGUUUGGUUCAACAAGCCUCAUCGAUCAUGCUACCAUGUCUUCUGGACCUCAUGGAUACGGAGUUGAGAGCGUGGAGAUCGAAAUGGAAAAAUCAUUUUGAGGGUGAAAACAGGUCACAAUCAAAUGAUGACCCAUCCCUCAAUCCGGGGUGGUACCAUCUCACCGUGUUGAUAGAUCUAUGGGAGCACAGUGUCAGACUUAACGUCGCAUCCUCAAUACUUCGGCAAUCACUAAUGGCCUCAGUGGCGUCAUGUUUAGACCCUGGGCGCCAAACUGGCAAUGUGCCCAUGGAUCUCGAUCUGAUGACCAUCCAACAGGCUCUGCCUCCUGAUCUUCCGGGGCUGACGAGCAGCAUCGAAGGCGCGUUUGGCACGCUGCGUCAUUUGAUCAGUUUCCCAUCUGAGGAUCUAAGGCGAGCUCCGGAUGUUGUUCUCCUAUUGGCGCCAAAUGCAGCAUUGUUCUUAUGCCUCCUUCUCUGUCUUCCAGGAAACAGUAGCACUGGCCCAGCCUUUCAAAGAACAGCUAUCACUCUUAUUCAAGACAUCACUGAUCACAUAAAGAAAGCCGUGUUAUCGCCACAAGAUACUGUCGCCCUACAUUCCGCAUACCUGGACUCGCUGGUAGAGCUUUUAAACCCUGACAUGUCUCAGUGUACAGCUGAUCAAUCAGAUCUCGGCAUACAGCCAAUCUACGAUGUUCCACGUCUGGAUAUCGGGUCAACCAGACUAGAAUCUGAGGAUCCAGCCCUGCAGGCAGCUCGAGUUUUGGCAGAUGGAAUUGGUGGUCACAACUACCGAGUUGUUUCUAAUGAUACUAUGUUUAGCCUUCCAGAAAAAUACGUCAAUCAAAACUUACAUAUGCAAAGUCUGGCUAACUUGUUAGACGGAGAUCUCUUCUGGGAGAUGCCCCCUCUGGAGCCGAGUAUGUGA